Molecule: messenger RNA, 2807 nt
Organism: Coccinella septempunctata (seven-spotted ladybird)
Lineage: Eukaryota; Metazoa; Arthropoda; Insecta; Coleoptera; Coccinellidae
Product: O-glucosyltransferase rumi homolog
Exons: 5
Coding region: 45-1241 (398 amino acids)
Biological process (GO): protein O-linked glycosylation; positive regulation of Notch signaling pathway
Cellular component (GO): endomembrane system
Molecular function (GO): UDP-glucosyltransferase activity; UDP-xylosyltransferase activity
Source: RefSeq, a predicted model, not a curated record
GUCGAUGUUAUUUAACCUCAAAAAAAAAACAACGUAAACAAAUAAUGUAUUCCACUCUGAUUUUUUUAACAUUUUCUUCUUUCUCGUUUGUAUUAUCUAAUACCGAUCAAUGUUCAAAAGAAUCUUCAGAUGGAAAUUGUGGAUUUGAUGCAUUAAAUGUUAAAAAAUAUUCGAAAGAACAGAACUAUUUAGCCAUAAUUAAGGCUGCUAAAAAGGAAUAUGAACCAUGUGACAGUAUCUGCAAGUGCUAUUCUCAAGUUAUUUCAAAAGAUUUAACUCCUUUCAGCCGAGGUAUUGACAAACAGUUAAUCAAUAAUAUUCGGACUAAGGGAACCAAGUAUCAAAUUAUCAACCACAAAUUAUAUCGUGACAAAGAUUGUCUUUUUCCUGCUAGGUGUUCUGGCGUUGAACACUUCCUCUUGAAAUUAUUGCCCAAAUUGAAUGAUACAGAAUUCAUUUUGAAUUGUAGGGAUUGGCCCCAAAUUUUCCAACACCAUGGGCCACGUGGACCUGUAUUCUCUUUCAGUAAAACAGAUGAUUAUCUAGAUAUAAUGUAUCCUGCAUGGGCUUUCUGGGAGGGAGGUCCUGCCAUUUCCCUCUAUCCUCGUGGUAUUGGUCGUUGGGAUCAACAUAGAAAACUUCUUGGUAAAAUGGGGAAUGAUAGCAAAUGGGAUAGCAAAAUAUCUAAAGCAUUCUUUAGAGGUUCAAGAACAAGCUCGGAAAGGGAUCCCCUUAUUUUAUUAUCAAGAGAGAAUGCUGAUUUGGUUGAUGCUAAGUACACAAAGAAUCAAGCUUGGAAAUCAGACGCUGAUACUCUUCAUGCACCCCCAGCAUCUGAGGUUUCUUUUGAAGACCAUUGCAAGUAUAAAUAUCUUUUCAAUUUCCGAGGAGUGGCUGCUAGUUUUAGGUUUAAGCAUAUUCUACUUUGUAAGUCCCUAGUUUUUCAUGUGGGGAAAGAGUGGCAGGAAUUUUUUUACCCCUUUCUGAAACCAUGGGUUCAUUACAUUCCGGUUGACAAGGAUGCCAGUAAGGAAAGUAUAAAAGAAUUAAUUGAAUUUUUCAAUAACCAUCAAGAUUUAGCAGAAGAAAUCGCCAUUAAUGGUUACAAUUUUAUUUGGAAUAAUUUGCAAAUGAAACAUGUUGAUUGUUAUUGGUUGAAUCUUAUGAAACGUUACUCGAAGCUUUUGAAAUAUAAGCCUGAAUUGGAUCAGACUUUAAUUCAAGUUCAUAAAACUGAUUGAAGUAAACCUCUAUGAGUUAGCUUCAAAAGGAGCACUAGAUUUCUCCAAUUUACCAAAAUAGGGAUGACAAAUACGUGGUGUUCAUACCCAAUUGUAUUUUGUGCGUAGAAAUGGUUUUUCAAAUAUAGUCUUGAUUUUUUUUAAUGUUUCCAAUUUCCAUUCUUCUUUUGAAAUGAUAUUCACGAGGUAUAACAAGCCUCUACAAUAUUAGUCAAGUGUGCUAUGAAGUUUUUAAGUUUGAAAUUUUGUACAAGAAGAACUUAGCUCUAACUAUACUGUUCUGUGGAUUGCUCAAAACUGUCAAGUUAGCAAUUCAGAUAAAGUGAAAAUCAGCUAAUACAUUUUCUUAUAGUAUCAAUUGAGCUCUACCCAUUAACAUCAUUGUUAAUUUAUGUUCAAUUUACUAAAACUGUAUCCAUACAUUCCUACAGAAUAUGCAGAAUCUCAACAAAUUCGUUAAAGAUAUGUUGGCCUGCUUUAGAAGAAAAGUGCGUUAUUAAGUGAUCAAUGUUGAUUUUUUAUUCUUUGAAAUUCACUGACCUCUGAUGUCAAGAGGAUUAUUUUAAUUUUGAUAUAGAGUUUCGUGUGAUUUUAUAUUGGUAAAUCAUUAUGCAAUUUUUAUUCUGCAUAUAUGUAUUAUCUUUCGUACACGAUUUGAUCUGUUGAAUUCAUUUUUCCUGUUUGACAUAUCUAUCUGGUUCCAUAGUAGUGGAAGUUAAUGAAUGCCCAACCAUCUUUAGAGACUAUAGAAUCUAUAGAGAGUACUUUAGGUGGCUGUGAUGAAUGUAUCUAUCUAUAAUCAUCAUUAACAAAGAAAGCAUAUUUGCAUAAAUUUCCAAUUUCUCAAGUUUUCCAAGAAUUCUUCAAAAUCCCAUUCAAGCAGUUGUAUCAAUUAGGAGAAUGUUUUGACACUGCUUCAUCACUCAUUAAUAGAUGAGAAAUUAACGAAGUACCAUAAGGAUGCAAUAUUCUUCUAAGAUUUCAAAUUAAUCUUAAGUAUUUUUUUCAAUGUGAACAUAUCUAAAUGAGACAAAAACGAAUGGUUUUCCCACAUAUGAGUCAAUAUUUGAAUAAUAUUAUUAUGCUUCAAUCUGUUCAUUCAAAGGAAUCGUUGAUUGGUCGAUAAGCCAGCUCAUUAUAUUACAGAUUUCCGAAAAAAAUGCUUUAUUACACAAAAUGUUAUCAGUAUUUGUUGAUGGUUACUAUUUUAGUUGCUCCAUUAGGUUUAGUAGCCCAAAUUGGUCACUCCCUAAGAAUGAUCAUGAAUAAAGAGAAAUCGAGCAUGAAUCAACAGUAAAUAAUUGCAUUCGUUUGGGCAUUGAUUUAAUGUUUCUUAGAUCUCAUUAUAAUAUUGAACUCAUUAUUCGAAGGCGUCGUACUUUAUUUUUAUAAGAACACGCAGACUGACAUAUUGGAUAUCAUAAAUACCUCCUUGACAAUAAUUUUGAUGUGAUACAUCCGACAAUAACUUAAAUGUAAGUGUGUAUCUAAAAGUUCUAUUAGCUAUGUGAUAUUUUCAAUUAAUUAAUAUAUCUGUGACAAUAAAUAAAUGUGUAUAUGUGUGAA